AUGGCCUCCCAUGACGAUGAUACCAUGCCUGAAGAGACUCAGGGCUACAAGCUCUCUCAACCAAAGCAGAGCGUAGCCCAGUACCAAGAAAUGGAUGCUGGAGAUGAGUCUCUGCAGAGGUACAAAAAGUCUUUGGGGCUGGGUGCCGGCAAAGACAUUUCCGACCCCAACGACUCCCGCGUCUGCAUUAUCCUCGCUCUGACCAUGGACUCUGCCGGCCGUGAUCCCGUCACCAUCGAUCUUUCCUCUCCUGGAAGCGAGACCAGCCUAAAGGACAAGCCGUUCAAGAUCAAAGAAGGCUCCAAGUUCACCAUGAGCGCCCAGUUCAAGGUGCAGCACGAGAUUCUGAGCGGCUUGCAUUAUGUCCAGGUCGUCAAGCGCAAGGGCAUCAGGGUGUCCAAGGAUUCCGAAAUGAUUGGGAGCUACGCUCCCAACACUGACAAGCAGCCCGUUUAUAUAAAGAAGUUCCAGGAGGAGGAGGCACCCUCCGGCAUGCUUGCUCGAGGUCACUACAGUGCCGUUUCCAGCUUUGUCGAUGACGAUGGGAAACAGCAUCUCAGCUUUGAGUGGAGUUUUGACAUUGCCAAGGACUGGUAA
Molecule: messenger RNA, 597 nt
Organism: Ustilaginoidea virens
Lineage: Eukaryota; Fungi; Ascomycota; Sordariomycetes; Hypocreales; Clavicipitaceae
Exons: 4
Coding region: 1-597 (198 amino acids)
Biological process (GO): Rho protein signal transduction
Cellular component (GO): membrane; cytoplasm; cytosol
Molecular function (GO): Rho GDP-dissociation inhibitor activity; protein binding
Source: RefSeq, a predicted model, not a curated record